CUGACAUUUUCUUAAUGAGUAAUUUGCGAUGAGCAAUUCGCCCUUUGUCCGAGUUUAAACACCCCGUGACGACGUGCGCGUGAUACGGACCGUGACGUAGCCAAAGCUGCAUUAGCAGAGCGCGCGCGUGCCGGCUCACACCGUCGUAGCGGGUGUGACAAUGAAGAAGAUACUUAGGAAGUUUCGAGAUAAAGUUACGUUCAAAGACUUGCCGCCACCGUAUCGGGAAAAUGAGGAUGAAAUUAUUAAUCCCGAGAAUAACGAACAACAAAGUGUGGACGAACCAACAUGCGAAAUAAUAGAUUUGCUGGCAAAUUGCAAAAUAACGAACGAAGCUGACGACGACUAUUCAGAAGUUGAAUACGCCGAAAUACAGGAAAUGGGAACUUGGCAUUCCACACCGCUAGCACAUAGGCAUAAACCUAAAAUAUCCUUGACAUGGGUGCUCAAGGAUAAUAUUAAAAAAGUUGAAAAGAAAAGUGAUGACAAAAAGACUUUCAAUUACGCAGAAAGACCGAUAUCAAAAUAUGUUGAUAAAAAGUGUGUUCAAGAGAGAGUGGUAGGACGUAACGAAUAUUAUCACAAUAUGAGGUUUAAAAGCGCUUGCGAUGAAUUCAACGGAGAAGCCUCGUAUUCAGAUACUAGUGUAGGAUCAGACGAGUAUGUAAGAAGAAAACACAGACACAGACAUAGGAGAAGAAAGAAGAGCAGCAAGUUUGGUUAUGAUAUUCGAGAUCUCGACACUUUUUUGAGUGAGGCCUCUAUUGAUCGUCCAGGCAACAUUCCCGUAGUCAUAGCUUUCCCAACUACGCUUUAUCAGACUCAAAAAGGUCUUCAGCGCGAGCUUAUUCUGCCCUUAGGAACGGUCGUUAACGCUGUUUUCAAGAACCAACAGUGGGUCUAUGCACAGACGCCACAUGGGGACGAAGGCUAUGUGAUGUACAGCUCUUGCCUUCCUUUGGGAAUAUUACCAAAUAGGUCGUCGCUUCAAAAGAAAAUGCCAUGUUGGGAAAGCAGUACCGACAUAUACCCGCGACCUUGUGGCAAUCUCACAGAUAAUGAAAAAGAGCAACUCCGCAGCCGUACACGUUCGGAAAGCAGAUAUCGUCCUCGAAGACACAAAAUGUCUUGUGCCGAAAAAGAUUUCGACAGUUUAUAUCUCAAAACUAAAUCUGUAUCUUCGAAUAUUUAUAAGAUUCAAGACAAAGAGAAUUUUGACGGUAAAGAAAAGUGUGAAAGACAGACUUUAUUGGUCGCGAACAGUGAUUAUAAAGGUGAAACUUUAAAUAGGACUGUAUCUGUUAAAAAAGGGGAGGUAGUUGUUUUAAUGCAAAGUGGAGGUGAGACUGAUGUUGACUUAGAAUGGUUUUAUGUGAGAAAGAAGGAUGGUAAUCAGGGGUUUAUACCGGCUGCUGUCGCUGGCCAUGGUUAUAUUUAAGCAAUUUGUGUCUUACCAAUGAUGUCGUGUCUCUAGAUGUUAAAGUUAGACAUGCUCUAGACAUGUAAAUUCUAUCUCAAUA
This is a messenger RNA of Nymphalis io (European peacock), 1520 nucleotides long. RefSeq lists its product as uncharacterized. The transcript is spliced from 5 exons. NCBI's taxonomy places the organism in Eukaryota, Metazoa, Arthropoda, Insecta, Lepidoptera, Nymphalidae. Bases 161 to 1438 code for a protein of 425 amino acids. Gene Ontology annotation, molecular function: protein binding. The record is from RefSeq and is a predicted model, not a curated record.